GGCUACUGUAGUGGCCAAGGUGCUGGAUAGCUUGCUUGACAACCGCUUGGGGAAUAUCGAUCUGCAUGAUAAUCAGUUCGGGUUUAGACAGGGUCUUUCCACUGAGAGUGCAAUCCUAUGCCUCAAGCAGACUGUUCAGUACUACACGGUUAGAAAAACGCCGGUAUAUGCCUGUUUCUUGGACCUGUCGAAGGCGUUUGACCUGGUAUCAUAUGAUCUCCUAUGGAAUAAAUUAGAAAAUGAAUCUGAUUUGCCUUCAGAGAUCAUAUCCGUUUUUAAGUAUUGGUACGGUAAUCAGAUGAACACUGUCAAGUGGGCAGGCGCGCGGUCGGACGUAUAUAGGUUGGAGUGCGGGGUGAGGCAGGGGGGGUUGACCUCGCCCAAGCUCUUCAACCUGUAUAUGAACCGGCUGAUCGGUGAGCUCAACAGUACCGGAAUCGGAUGCCAUGUCGAUGGUAUGUGCAUUAAUAACAUUAGUUACGCGGAUGACAUGGUGCUUUUGAGUCCAUCGAUAAGUGCUUUGCGCAGACUGCUAGGCAUAUGCGAAGGAUAUGCGGCGUCCCAUGGGCUCAGGUACAAUUCCAAAAAAAGCGAAUUGAUGGUCUUCAGGGCCGGUACUAGGACUUAUUCGAACGUGCCUCCUGUAAGACUGUGCGGGAGUCCAUUGGUUCAAGUUGAACGUUUUAAGUACCUGGGCCACUGGGUUACCGAGACUCAAUGUGACAACUCGGACAUUGAGAGGGAGCGUAGGGCGCUGGCUGUCCGAUGCAACAUGUUGGCACGCAGAUUUGCACGUUGUGGCAAGCAGGUUAAGGCGAUGCUUUUCAAAGCUUACUGCCAAUCUUUCUACACGUGCAGCCUGUGGGUCAACUAUACGCGGAAGGCGUACAGCGCGCUACGUGUGCAGUACAAUGAUGCGCUCAGGAUACUGUUUGGACUUCCGCGAUUCUGUAGCGCUUCUCUCAUGUUUGCUGAAGCGAGGAUAGACUGCUUCUAUACAAUAAUGAGGAAGAGAGGCGCCUCGACCCUAAAUCGAAUGUGUAAGAGUUCGAACAGUAUCCUGAGUGUGCUGAUCGGCAGGUGGGACGCGCCUAUGUUCGCGCGGUGGAUGCGAUUGCACACAUCUGGCAAUCGUUAACUUAGUUUGUGUUUUCUACUAACAAUAGGUUAAGACUGCAUUUUUACUAACAACUAUGGAUUGUA
Messenger RNA from Pectinophora gossypiella (pink bollworm), 1203 nucleotides. RefSeq lists its product as uncharacterized. NCBI's taxonomy places the organism in Eukaryota, Metazoa, Arthropoda, Insecta, Lepidoptera, Gelechiidae. The transcript has a single exon. Bases 299 to 1138 code for a protein of 279 amino acids. The record is from RefSeq and is a predicted model, not a curated record.